Scheffersomyces coipomensis is the source of this 906-nucleotide messenger RNA. RefSeq lists its product as uncharacterized. The record is from RefSeq and is a predicted model, not a curated record. Bases 1 to 906 code for a protein of 301 amino acids. Lineage: Eukaryota; Fungi; Ascomycota; Pichiomycetes; Serinales; Debaryomycetaceae. The transcript has 3 exons.
AUGAUUUCAACUUCUAGUCUUUCCUUCGAAAGAAGUUUUGUAUCAAAUAUCCUUACUAAACAAGGUAUAAAGAGUUUUACAUCUUGUAAAUCAACUGUGUCUGAUAUAACUAAUGCUCCAUUGUCUACUAGUUCAACUUUAUUAGCUUGUUACACUGGCAAUCAUGAUCAUAAUCAACAUGAUAUUAAUUGGAAUAAAAGUAAUAGUGUGAAUAUUGAUAUUAACGAAUUCUCCCGUCCUGUUAUAUUAGAUAAAUCUUCAAUUCCAUCUAAAACCUCAGGUCGAUUUAUUAGAAUUUGGAUUGAGGGAAAGAUGGUUAAAAUCUUAGAUACCAUUCAUUCAAAGCGUGUAUUACGAAAAGUAGAUGGUUAUAAUCUUUUCCUCAGGAAAGUCCAAAUUGUUGUUUGUGGUUAUUUUGAAUUGAAACUGAAAAAGGAUGGCAUCAUGAUUAAACCUCCUUUCAAAAUUCCAAAUUAUGUUAUUGAGGAAAUUCAUGGUGACUUAGAUGAAAUGUUUCAACAGGCUAAAUCCGCUGAUAUUGUUGAUAAUGAUGAAGAAAACAUCAUCCUACCAAGAAAGCAAUAUUACAUUGAUGCUCGCUCUAACCAAGGGUUUGAUUCAAAAGAAAAUGUGGAAGCGGUGGUCAAUGCUUUGAAGAAAUUUUAUAAAGUUUAUACUCCGUUAGAUGAAGAAGCCAGAAAAAACUUAAGAGACUGGCUAAAAAGCAGAUGGCUCCAUAAUGAUAAUAAUUUAUUAGGUUUCGAAGAGUUUACGGAACUUCAAUUGGCCAUUACCAAUUUGAGUAAGGCUAAUCCCCUUAGAGUUAUAAGUUAUAACACUGGUGAGAAAUGUUUUAGAGUUUCAAUAUACUUUGAAAUUUUAAAAAUGCUUGAAUGUUCAAGUUGA